GGCGCUUCAACUUUCUUGCUCCCCAUCCAUGGGCCACCCAGUGGGCCGCGACUCUCCAACACAGGCUCAUUGGCCAUAUUUUAUUCAAAUCUACAACAUUCAUCACUGAGUACUGAACGUACUGAACUCUUACACGUGGUUCACAAAAUCACCGCAAAAAGCCCACCGCACCCACGUUCGUUGACUUGAACCACUCCCUCUCCCAUAAUUCACUUCCUUCAACCGCUUUCAUGAAAUCUAGCUCGGCACGGUCGUACACGUCCGUCCCAGGGUUCUUCAUUCAAGAUAAUGCUACCACAGCACCUGCUGUACCUCCGCGGUUAGGCUUAAUCGACUCGAGCGAGAAUCGAUGGGGAGUCAUUCAAGCUCAGAUCAAGAAACUGAACGAAGAGAGUUUGUUGGGCGAAAAGUACAAGUUGAUCAUAUUUGGGAGGCAUGGACAGGGAUUUCAUAACGUCGCGGAAACGAAGUACGGUACUGAAGCUUGGAACGAUUACUGGUCCAGAUUGGAUGGAGACGGUGAAAUUGUCUGGGGUCCUGACGCUGAGCUUACACCUCUCGGAGAAGACCAAGCACGAGUGGUCAAUGCGGAAUGGAAAUCGGAACUCCAGUUUAAUAUCCCUCUUCCCAGGAAACGAUACAUUAGCCCGAUGACGAGGGCUUUGAAUACGUAUACUAUCACGUUUGAUGGGGUUCCCUUGGAGGGAAGACCGCUCGUACUUGAGAACUGUCGAGAAGUAUACGGCAUACACACCUGCGACAAACGUCGCUCUCGCACCUAUAUCACCACUACAUUCCCAAAAUUCGAUAUCGAGAAAUGUUUCACUGAAGACGACGAACUCUGGACAGCGGAUGUGAGGGAGUCGGAUGAACAUGCGGCUGAGCGGGCGAAGGAAGUUCUGGAUGUUAUUUUCCGUGAUGAGGACGAGGAUGAUGAAAGUGUGGUUGAAGUCGUUUCUGUCACUGCGCAUAGCGGUAUCAUCAAUGGGUUUUUAGCGGCGGUUGGUCGACCGUCGUUCGCGCUUCAAACUGGAGGUGUAUUGCCAAUGGUGGUUAAAUCUACAUGCACCUGAUAAGGUUGCAUUUUCGAUGGUACUUGUAACUUAACGGAACAGGAUGGUGCAGAGGAAUGCGGGACUACUACGUUUUAGGAGAUUAAU
This is a messenger RNA of Marasmius oreades (fairy-ring Marasmius), 1160 nucleotides long. RefSeq lists its product as uncharacterized. Gene Ontology annotation, cellular component: cytoplasm. The transcript has 10 exons. The record is from RefSeq and is a predicted model, not a curated record. Gene Ontology annotation, molecular function: phosphatase activity. Lineage: Eukaryota; Fungi; Basidiomycota; Agaricomycetes; Agaricales; Marasmiaceae. The coding region runs from base 231 to 1073 and encodes 280 amino acids.